Molecule: messenger RNA, 1070 nt
Organism: Rhipicephalus sanguineus (brown dog tick)
Lineage: Eukaryota; Metazoa; Arthropoda; Arachnida; Ixodida; Ixodidae
Exons: 2
Coding region: 155-982 (275 amino acids)
Source: RefSeq, a predicted model, not a curated record
CCGACCAAACACUCCAGCACCAUCUGAACGUGCCGACGAAGGCAAGGCUUCAACAAGUAGCACCGGCGACAGGACCACAGAAACGACUUCGUCGCCGCCUACAGACACUGGUAGCCAAGGCGAAGCCGAAAGAAGAGCCGCCAGGGUUGGCCCUAUGACCACGAGUCCCGCGAGCAGUCGGGGCUCCAGCAAGACGCGCACGUCCCCAGGCUCCCGCCCAAACCGUGCGACCAAAGUCAACGAAGCCGAGACAACGAAGCGAACGCUGCGCCCGCGUCUAGGCAGCGGUCGCCGUCGAAGACGAAGUCGUCAACGACGUCAUCGCCGCAGCAGUCGUCAGCCGCUCAUUUGCCCCGAAAUGCUGGGCGAACCGUUGUCGACUUCGAGCUACCGAUGCAUACAGCUGCCGCCCGGCAAGACGGUGUUUUCUGAGAUUGCUCAGAGGAGUCCCAUAUUUCACGUGUAUGCCGAGACGACCAGGCCUGAUGCGACGCCCGGGCCAGCGACGCCGGGGCCAGCGACGCAGUCGCCUCAGCAAUCUAGCGUGCCGACCAAGGCGUCGCUGUCGAUGCGAUCGCCGGCUCCCGCCGACGGGACAACGACCGCGACGGCGCCGUCUUCUCGGAGGCCGCCCUGUGGGUUGGUUCCCGAGAGGCCCGCAACGCCGGCGCUGUACGUCCUUCGUUCGCGGUCUAGCCUCAGCCAGGACAGCAACGUGAAGUGCGGCAUCCGGGAGGUAUCCUGCGGUCUCGAGCGUGGACCCGUUUUCACUCCUAUCCAGCCUUCGGCUUUCAGCACGACGGUGCGUCGCGCCAUCACACCCGCACGCAUCCACCGGCCGCCGAGAGCCGAUCGCCACCAUUCUACCCGACGGACUGCGUCGCUAACGCCGAUGACACCGCCUCGCAGCGCCCACACAUCGCCCACGUCGCGCGCGCCCUCUCGUGAAGGCCUGAUCAACGAGGGUUACUGUUCGGACUAAAGCUAUUAAAACGCGCAUCUCGCAAUAGACAACUCUUUUAGCUCUGUCAGUAAAACCGACGACAAGGACACGCUGCCACUUCCAACUC